CUGGAGAAUGUAGAUUUACACUUGACAGCCUAAGCUUAUUGUUCUCACGGUGUAUCCAAUAGUUUUAUAUUCAGAUCACAAUGGAUUCACAGGAAUAUAUGAUCCUUAAUUGAAUAUGAGUUUGCAACAAAAUUGAGGUAAAGGAACCAUCAUAAUGAUGACUUAUGAAGAAUAUGUUGCUCCUCAAGGGACACUAGUGAAACCUUACUACUGGCUGUAUUCCACUGAAAGAUGUCCACAUUGUCCCUAUCACAUCAAAACUGGGGAAGAGGCGCGAGUUUCCUACAUUGAAUUUUAUGAAACGUUUGGAUUUCCCUACGCUCAACCACAAUCUGACAGGCAUCUGGUCUUUUAUGAACUGAAGUUAUCAUCUGGUACUUUAGUGCAGAAAGGACAAGUAACCAACUGUACUUUAUAUCAACUGCAUCCAGAAUCUAUCUUCUUUGACAUGGAUGGCUAUCUGGAUGCACUCUUGUACUACUAUGAAGAUAUUGCUUACAUCACUAUCUAUUCCAACUACACCCCAUGUAAUGAAAAAAACCACUGCUGUAUAACCAAAAUAUAUGAUUUCUUGUUAAGUUUUCCCAGCACACGGUUGGACAUUUAUUUCUCUGCACUCUACCAUACGGAUGAUCACUUUUCUGAAUCUGGGUGGAAUAGAGAAGCUCUCCAUAACUUGGCUUCACUUUGGCCGAGAGUGACCCUCAAUCCCAUCAGCGGUCGGAUAUGGCUGACAAUUCUUCACAGGUUUGUGAAUGGUGUGCCACGGCUAACUCUUUACAACUCAGUUUUGCCUGAAAGAGCUUUUGCAGACCUCAGCAAUGCCCAUCAGAUAGCCGCCAUUACUGGCGUUAACCCUUUUUACGUAGAUGUAGUACCCCAAGCAAAGCAACAUCGAAUGCAACAUAUUAACCCAGCAGAGAUGAUUGCGAAUCCUAUUUCACAAAUACCACCUCCAGUUAUGAAUCGAAUGAUGUUAAGAGCUCCAAACCAACUAUUCCAACCAUGCAUGAAUCUUACAAACAAGCUACCGUUGCCUUUUUAUGUACAGCCACUUCAACAACAGAACACAAAACCAAAGAAUGUUGUGAGACAUCUCAACAUGCCAAACAUAUCCAAAUGGAAAAUACCAACAAGUUCAGCACUACGCAAC
Messenger RNA from Stegostoma tigrinum, 1153 nucleotides. Its product is annotated as putative C->U-editing enzyme APOBEC-4. NCBI's taxonomy places the organism in Eukaryota, Metazoa, Chordata, Chondrichthyes, Orectolobiformes, Stegostomatidae. The annotation marks the transcript as partial. The transcript has 2 exons. The record is from RefSeq and is a predicted model, not a curated record.